Molecule: messenger RNA, 2223 nt
Organism: Symbiodinium sp. CCMP2592
Lineage: Eukaryota; Dinophyceae; Suessiales; Symbiodiniaceae
Source: the annotation of a GenBank genome assembly
AUGGAUCACCAUUUUGCCCGGAGUUGGCUGAAGUCGCUGUCGGCGAAGCUAGAGAGCUUAACCGAAUGGUCCUGGGUCGGCGAACGACAGGGCACCACUCAGACGCAUCGACAACUCUUCCGGGAGUUUUUCUCCACUCCCUUUCAGAAGACACUGGCCUUGGUCGAUGAGCAGAAGAAGGAGGAGUUUGUCCAAGGGAUCGAGAAGAACCUGUACAAGUUCGAUCGGAAGACGCAGCAGUUCCCAUUGGGCUGUUUGUGCGCCCUGCUGCAGCAUGGAAAGGACUCUCCUACCACCCAGGAGAGGGUGAAGGCCUGGACGGACUGCAUUUUAGACCGCCUCGUGGGCAUCACCGCCACCGGUGGAAGAGCUGUUGCCAUCGAGGUGGCGGAGGAGUGCCUCUCCGUGCCUUUCCAGCGGCUGAUCCCGCUGAUGAGCGAGGACAUGCGCGAGCGCCUGGCAGAUUGCCUGGGUGAGCAUGCGCUCCUCCACAUGGACGAGGCCCAGCAGAAGAACUUGCUGGAGGGCCUGGGCGCGGAAGCGAAGUGCCCCGUGCUCAUAGAGCGGAUCGAGGCGCUGAUGGCGACUUGCACCAAGGAGCUCAAUACCUGGCUUGCUCAAGCACCCCGCUUUCCGUUCACGCCGCUGGCGCUGGCGGAUGCUCUGGCGCGGGCUGAGCACCCACUGCUGCGUUUCUUCACCUUCGCACGCCAGCCGAGCCAGAAGGAGGCCUUCCUGAUGGCGGUGGCGCUGUGUUUGCAGAGCUUGCGGACGCGUCUCAGGUGGAUGGGGUCAGCAGAGCCCGUGUUAGAAAGACUCAGUCACGAUCUGCAGCAGCGCUUGUUCUUCGUGAAGAACCAGGGCGCCGUCAUGGAGAUCUGGCUUGCCUCGCGCCUGAAGAAGUACAACGAGGAGGCCGCCGGCCGCGUGGCCUCGAUCCUCGCCCAGCCCGGAGUGCCGAAACUUCUUCCUCUGAAGACAAAGCUGCUUCCUCUGCUGCCGCCGCUCCCACAGUCAGAUGAUCAGCCAGGUGAUUGGGUGGAGCUUGAUGGACCCUCGCCGCUGGCUGAUGCCGUCGCGGAGUGGCUGGGGGAGGAUGCAGCGAACUUCAAGCCUCCUCAGCACACGCUGUCUUUCGACACGCUGCGACACCUGCUCUUGAGGGCCGGUCGCUGGAUCGAGGUCGACCGUGAGCAGCCCCGGAUCCGGCUAGCGCCGGCAGCCGUGGCGGCACCCUCACUUCAGAUGCUCACGCAGAAGCCUGCGCCACUUCCACCGCCGCCUCUGCCACCUCCUGCGCUUCCCUCGCCAACCAGCGAUGGCGAGAGUCAGAGAUCGCCUGGCCCGUCCCCUGUGGAUGAGUCAGGCGAGGUCGACAAUCUGAUCGACUUGCUGAUGAACGAAGCGCUGGCGCCGGUGAACCCUGAGAUGCGGAACUUGGUGCAGAAAGUGAGCCAUGGAGUCUACCGCAUCAGCGGGAAGGAGGUCACACUUCAUACUGUAAGCGGUGCUCUCUACGUUUACCGCAUCGGCGACUCGAUCAAGUACACGCCCAUUAAGUCGCUCCUGAUAGAGGAGGGCCUGGUUCCCUCGGAGGAAGUCGCAGGGAGCAGGCAGGGCUCCGCCCCGCCGGUGGACACGUCCUCUGUGGCCCGCGUCGCGCAAAUCUCGCAGCAGACGGCGUCUUUGGGCGCAAAGAUUGCAGCUCCAGGCGCGCAGAAGGGACUUCUUCCGUUUGGCCUUGGUCGUCCGGUGACCCCUUUGGUGAUCAGCGUGCCCAAAGCAGAUCCCCAGGCCUUGAUCUCCAAGCGAGUGGAGGCCGCCACUCGCGCGGCGGACGUUGCGAAGCAGGUGCUUCGAAGGCAGAUCGACUUUGAGGACGAGGCGAAGAUCCGAAAGUUGCUCAUCAAGGGCCUAAAGCACGAGCCGGACUGGGCCGUGGCGUUCCAGGACUUCUGCAACCGGCGGCGCGUGGCCCCUGAAGCGGCCGUGGUGAACGCCCCACGGGAGUUCAUCACCACUUUCGUCCAGGAGAACUUGCCGAACUCCAUCAACACGGAGUGGGCGCAGAAAGUCAUCCAUGGCAAGGACAAGAAAGAGAAGAAGGACAAAGACAAAGACAAGUCCAAGAAGGACAAGAAGGAGAAGAAGAAGGAGAAGCAGGCGAAGCGAGAGGCCGAGGCACAGGAAGCUGGUGCGGCGCAAACUCGACAGCGGACCUGA